AUAAACCCGGUUCGUAUUAUUUUUAAUUCUAGCGGUAGUACGAUUACUCUUACGUAUAUUAUAUCCGGUCCUAGUAAUAGUAGUGUGGCUACUCCUAUUUGUACGGUCUCUAGUUUUAAUAGUAGUAGUACUGCCCCUAGUAGCCCUAUAGCUAUCGAUACCCCCGGCCGCCCUAUUAUAAACGAUAAUUGGGUUUAA
Neurospora tetrasperma FGSC 2508 is the source of this 198-nucleotide messenger RNA. RefSeq lists its product as uncharacterized. The transcript has a single exon. The annotation marks the transcript as partial. The record is from RefSeq and is a predicted model, not a curated record. Lineage: Eukaryota; Fungi; Ascomycota; Sordariomycetes; Sordariales; Sordariaceae.